This is a messenger RNA of Triticum aestivum (bread wheat), 4065 nucleotides long. Its product is annotated as hexokinase-9. Gene Ontology annotation, biological process: glucose metabolic process; intracellular glucose homeostasis; glycolytic process. Lineage: Eukaryota; Viridiplantae; Streptophyta; Magnoliopsida; Poales; Poaceae. The record is from RefSeq and is a predicted model, not a curated record. Gene Ontology annotation, cellular component: mitochondrion; cytosol. The coding region runs from base 2449 to 3525 and encodes 358 amino acids. Gene Ontology annotation, molecular function: D-glucose binding; fructokinase activity; ATP binding. The transcript has 7 exons.
UAGGGAGACAAAUAGCAACAGGCGCUACUCCCCACCGAGCCGCACACUGUGUGCCCCCUUAUCCACAACAUCCCCAUUCCUUCGCUGGCCAGUCCACUGCCGCUCGGCCGGCUCGUCGGCUAGGCCGCCGGUGAGCAGAGCACACACAGUUGCGCCUCGGCCUCUCCUCGUUCCGGUGCUCUCCAUCUCCUGCCUGACCUCAGCUCCCUCCGUUUUUUUACUCUGUGCAGCGCCACCAUCGGAGCUUCAUGGCCGCCGGCACCUUCAACCGUUGCCACACACCGCCUGGGCUUGCCCACCUCCCGAACCAGCCGGCAAACGGACGGAUCCGUCUUCCCCGUGUCCGUCCUAGGCCUCUCUGCCUUGCCGGAGUCGUCAAGGCGCCGGCCCUCGUCCACCAAGUCAACUGCAUCGCACCCCUGCUUCGUCUCGGGAGGAGCAGCGAGCCAGCGCCCACCUCUGCAUCGAGCACUGCUCAAUCCGGCCGCGACGCCCAAGGCCCAGUCCGCCGCCGCCUUGCUCCGCCUCCGGCCUCGCCGGCCCUCGUCCACCAAGUCAAAUGCAUCGCAACCCUGCAUCAUCUCGGGAGGAGCAGCGAGCCAACGCCCACCUCUGCAUCGAGCACUGCUCAAUCCGGACUGGGACUGCGGGUGAAAUUUCCGAUAAACUGAAGGGCUUUUUUGCAAAAAAAAAAACACAACGACGGACGACAGAAACGCUAGCCGCUUUAUUAUUAGGUAGAGAUAGUGAGUAUUUUGCAACGACGGUACAAUGUGCAAAUCAAUUAUCUUUGUCCCUGCAACUGCGCCGGCGCACCGGUCCAACAGUUGGGCCGGUCGAGGCCCAGCCGUCCGAUGCGGUUUGCAUGGACCGUUAGAUCUGCGCGCAUACACAGACUGAAGCAACCGUUGCAGCAAAAAAGAACAGUUUUGUUGCGACCGUGUACGAACAGGCACAAGAAGAAAAACAGGGAGUUGGAUCCCCCGCGACUGACCGUCCCCGAUCUGCGGCGGCGGUGGCUAGAUCCGCCUGUUAUUCGUUCCCUGCGGCCGAAUCACGUCGACGAGGAGCUCCCCCACCUAUCAAGCCGCCUUGGGAUUGCUUCAAUCAUGUCUUACAUACGUCAUGACCUCCUUGCCGCCAUGGAUUUGGGCUCGAGCUCCGUUACGGCCGGUCGAGGUUGCAGCUCGCCGCGAGCCCGUAGCAGCUCGCCGGCGACCGGUUGCAGCAUGCACCCCUGCCCCCCGUGCUGGAUCUCGCCGCCAGAAUUCACGGAAACCCGUGCUGGGUCGCAGCUCAGCCAUGAUGGAUGUAGCAAAACAUUAUGCCGGUUGUAGCAAAAAACGAUGCUAGUUGUAGCAAAACCGCGACGCCGGCUGUGUGUUGUAGCAAAACGUGACGCUAGUUGUAGCAAAAUGCUAUGCCAGUUGUAGCAAAAAUCUAUGCCGGUUGAAGCAUGUAGCAAAACUGCAGCAUUUUAUCAUCUUCUUCCACCUUCAGCCGUCGCUGGUUGAAGCUUUCUUAUUUUCAUAGUGUCUAGUUGUAGCUUUCUCUCUCAAUGGUGGGAGCUUUUUCCAACAACCGUUGAAGCUUUUUUACCAAAAGUUGUAGCUAUUUUCUUUUUAGCAGCACUUGGUCAAGGUUUUUUGUGUCGUUUCGGUUGAAGCUUUUUUAAUCGAAGGAUGUAGCAUUUCAUGUCAACGGUUGUAGCUUUCCGGCGAUGGCGCUGACCGCUUGUAGCUUUCUCUACAUCCGGUUGAAGCUUUUCAUCUAGGGGAUGAAGCUUUUUUUUAAACGGUUGCAACAUGAGGGGGUGCGACGAUUCUGCAGAAGCCUCCGGUGUCGACCAUCGCCGUCCGGCUCGUCGGCGGCGAGGCAGAAGCACGAGACGUGUGGGAGUUGCAACCGCCGGGGAUGGGGAUUGGUCAACGGGCUGCAUCCAAUGGCGAAACGGGCUGUAAAGCAUGGCGGGGUGAGAUCGACAUCCAUGGACCCGCGGGGGAUUCGACCUUCCAUGGCCGACGGCGAGAUGUGGGCGCCGGCGCUGCAGGAGAUGAGGAUGGGGACGAGAUCCGCGGAGCUGCGAGACAGGAAUGAGGCGAGAUUCGCGAGAUCCGCAGCGCCACGUGGUUGCUCGCGACUGGGUUGCGGCGUGCGCGCGUGGACUGGACCGGCCGAAGCUUCGGCCGGUGCCCCGGCCCCAAACGUUUUCCAUUUUUUUAUCUUUGUCUCAAAAAUACAAUUAAACGAACCAACCGACAAAAUGUCCCAAGUCUCGUCGUUGUUGUUUAGACUUCAGUUCAGGCCGAAAGACGAAUUGGACCAGCUUUCAGUUUACUGUAGAAGUCGCCGGUGGACUCUCAGUCUUUCACGAGUACAGUCACAACUCACAAAUACUCCUACCACCGAGGGUGAAGCCGCGAAGGGCAGGCGAACCCAGCGGCAUCGAUGCGAAAGGCGGCGGCGUUAGCUGCUGUGGCGGUGGUCGCGGCCGCAGCUGCCAUCGCCGUGCGCCAGAGGCUGCGGGAGGCGAAGCGGUGGGCGCGCGUGGCCGCCGUGCUGUCGGACCUGCAGGAGCGGUGCGUGGCGCCGGCGGCGCGGCUGCUGCAGGUGUCGGACGCGAUGGACGUUGAGAUGCGCGCGGGGCUCGCCUCCGAGGACGGGAGCAAGCUCAAGAUGCUCGUCACCUACGUUGACUCCCUCCCCUCCGGGGAUGAGAAAGGGCUAUUUUAUGCACUUGACCUCGGAGGAACAAACUUCCGUGUUUUACGAGUUCAAUUAGGGGGCAAGGAACAGCGAGUUAUCAAGCAAGAAUCUGUAGGGGAACUAUUUGAUUUUAUCGCCGCUGCUUUAGCAAAGUUUGUUGCCUCUGAGGGUGAAGAUUAUCAUCUUCCGGAGGGCACUCAGAGAGAACUCGGUUUUACAUUCUCCUUUCCAGUGAAGCAAACUUCAAUUUCAUCCGGCACACUUAUCAAGUGGACAAAGGGUUUUGCAAUUGAGGAAAUGGUUGGCAAGGAUAUCGUGGCUGAAUUAAACGAGGCUAUAAAACGUCAAGGACUUGUUAUGAAAGUCUCAACAUUGGUGAAUGAUACCGUUGGGACUCUGGCUGCUGGGAGGUAUGUAGAUAAUGAUACUAUGGUUGCUGUAAUACUGGGAACUGGUACUAAUGCAGCAUACAUAGAGCAUGGAGAUGCCAUUCCUAAAUGGCAUGCUCCCCUGCCCAAGUCCGGAGAUAUGGUAAUAAACAUGGAGUGGGGAAAUUUCAAGUCCGCUCAUCUUCCACUCACUGAAUUUGAUCAAGCUUUGGAUGCAGAGAGUUUGAACCCCGGAGAACAGAUUUAUGAGAAGUUGACCUCUGGUAUGUAUAUGGGGGAAAUUGUCCGAAGAAUCUUGUUACAGAUGGCUCAAGAAGCUGCUCUCUUUGGUGACAAUAUACCUCCAAAACUAGAGACCCCAUACAUUCUAAAGUAUGUUGUUCCAGUUAUCCAUUACUUUAUCAUGCAAAAAAAAAAAUACUUCUCCUGAAUUGCUUACAGCUGUGCUUAGUUGAGUUUAUUGAUUAACUGUAGUUAUUAAUCAUAAAUAAAACUGUAAACAAGCUCCCAACUGAACUGCCGAGCUGAAUGGCAGCAAGAAGAAAAAUGAAGAGCACCUUAAAGAAGAAAAUUGUGUCCUUAUAUUUAUUGUGUUAUGGAUAUGCUACUAGUGAAACUACAGUCAGUGUGUUUUUGUCCGUGAAAUGGCUAGACUAGAAGCCCUCUGGCCAAAAAUAUCUUGCUAGCCAAUCCCUCUCAGAGUAUAUCCUCAGUUUUUGAUCCAGCAUGCAGUGCAAACUUUGCAGCGUAUGUCGUGGUUCUAAGUCUGACAGUAGAAUGGGGGUAGGUAUGGAGAGGCAAGAUCCUAGCUAUGGAGUAGUUGUACACACGAGUGUUUAGCGAGUUCAGGCCCUUCUCGGAGGAAGUAACAGCCCUACGUCUCGGAGCCCGGAGGCGGUCGACUGAUUUCUGUGUAUAUGAGUUACAGGGGUGCGAACCCUUCUACCAGUGGAGGGGGGUGGCUUAUAUA